Molecule: messenger RNA, 1359 nt
Organism: Colletotrichum orchidophilum
Lineage: Eukaryota; Fungi; Ascomycota; Sordariomycetes; Glomerellales; Glomerellaceae
Product: NADH:flavin oxidoreductase/NADH oxidase
Exons: 1
Coding region: 1-1359 (452 amino acids)
Molecular function (GO): oxidoreductase activity; FMN binding
Source: RefSeq, a predicted model, not a curated record
AUGCCUACCCGUUACCCCGGCCGACAGGAUGCCGACCCGACGCCUCUAGCCCAACCGCUGAGCUUCCCCUUCUCGACGACCGUCGCCCCCAACCGCCUCAUGAAGGGCGCCAUGUCGGAGCGCGUGUGCACCUGGGAUGUCUCUGACGUUUCCAAACGCGGUGCUCCCACCGAAGAACUCCUGAACCUCUACCGCAACUGGGGCACCGGCAACUGGGGGAUCCUACUCUCCGGUAACAUCCUCAUCGACCCGGCGCACCUUGAAGCACCCGGGAACCCAGUCAUCUCCCUCGACCACAAGCCCGUCGAGGGCGACGAGCGCUUUGAGACUUGGCGCCGCGUAGCCGCGGCGGGCAAGGCCGGGGGCUCUCUCUUCCUGGGACAGAUCAGCCACCCGGGACGCCAGGUCGUCAGCGCCAUCCAACAAAACCCCGUCUCCGCCUCGGACGUGCAGCUGGUGACGGACUUUUGGGGCAUGAACUUCGCCAAGCCGCACGCAGCGACGCCGGAAGAGAUCGAGAAACUCGCAGAAGGCUUUGUGCACUGCGCCACGUACCUAGAAAAGGCCGGCUUCGACGGCGUCCAGCUCCACGGCGCGCACGGCUACCUGAUGGCGCAGUUCCUCUCGCAGACGACCAACAAGCGGACCGACGCGUACGGCGGCCCGCUGCGGAAUCGCGCGCGCUUCAUCACCGACAUCGCCGACGGCAUCCGCGCGCGGACGGGUCCCGGGUUCGUCAUGGGCAUCAAGAUCAACAGCGUCGAGUUCCAAGAGUCCGGGUUCACGGUCGACGAGGCCGCGGAGCUGUGCCGGCUCCUGGAGCAGCACGGCUUCGACUUUGUCGAGCUCAGCGGUGGCACGUACGAGAAGUCCGGGUGGCACCACAAGAGGGAAAGCACCAAGGCCCGCGAGGCCUUCUUCCUCGACUUUGCGGAGAAGAUUGUGCCGCAUGUGAACAAGACCAGGACCUAUGUCACGGGCGGCGUCCGCUCGGUCGGCGCCAUGGUUGACAUCUUGCAGGCCGGGCUCGACGGCGUGGGUAUCGGACGGCCUGCGUGUACGGAGCCGAGGUUGCCAAAGGACAUAUUCGAGAACGGUGUCAAGAGUUGCAUCAAGCCCCUGAUCGACGAGCAGGAUUUUGGUGUUGGAGUCGCCAUGUCGGGAUCGCAGAUGCUGCAGAUGGGGCACAACGAGGAGCCUAUGGACCCGUCGGAUCAGAAGUCGACCGAUGGCUUGGUGAAGGAACUCACUGCUUGGAAAGCUCGAGUAGCUGAAAGUAAAGGUCAACUGUACGGCUUCGUCAGGCUAGAGUCGGUCCCCGUGUUCCCAUUUGGGAACGCUGCUCCGGCAAGAUUGUGA